UAAGCCGUGGGUUUGGUUGCACACAGGCUGCAGUUUCAGUUUGUUUUAUUCACCAUUUUGAGUAGCUGAAGGGAAAAAAUUUAAGAAUAUUUGCGUUUGGAGGACAAGUCGCUGUCGUCUUUUUAUUUUCACGCGCUAGUUCGGACGGUGGAGUUGUGCACCAGGCUCGCUCCCCUCGGUGUUUUGCAGAGCGGGAACCGAUAUUUCUUCCCCCCCUGUGCUUUUUUUUCUUCCCCCCAUCCUUAACCUCUACAGUAUUCCUGCAAAAUGUCAAGACCAGUGAGGAACAGGAAAGUGGUGAACUACUCACAAUUCAACGAGUCAGAUGAUGCAGAUGAGGAGUAUGAUGACAGUAAGCCUAAGAAGGUGCGCGCAGCCCCUCGUGAGCCCAAGCACAAGCGUUCAAAGAACUCACAGGAUGACAGUGAGGACUCUGAUGAAAAGGUCUCUAAACCCAAAAAUGAUUCAGCAGCAGAGGACUUUGGCAGUGAUGAAGACAAUGAAUUUGGAGAGGAAGAAGAUGAAGAUGGAGGAAGUGACUAUGAAGAAAAAAAAGGGAAAAAGCCUAAGAAAGCCAAGGUUGAGAAGCCACCCAAGAGAGGGCCAAAGAGAAAACGGGCUGCAGAAGACAGUGAUGAUGAGCGGGAAGUGAGUCGAAAGCGUACAGUGCGUCAGGCGGCUUCCAAGGCUGUGUCCAAACAGAGGGAGAUCUUGCUGGGCGACGCAGGCAGCGAGGACGAGGAGCACGAAGACCAAGAGGAGCCCUACCUGGACCCUGAUGAGUCUGGCAGUGAUGAGGACUUCAUGGUGGAGGAUGAUGAUGACAGUGACUAUGGUCACUCCAAGAAGAGAAGCAAGAAGGUGAUUCGACGGGGACGGCCGGACAAGAAAGAGAAGAAAAGCCCCAAACCCCGAUUAAAGGCCACAGUGACACCUAGCCCGAUGAAAGGAAAAGGGAAGGGCCGUCCCAGCACCAAGGCCGUGGAGAAGAGCUCACCCAAAGAGGAGGAGGAGGAGGAGGAGGAGGAGCCCGAGAGUCCCCUGGAGGAGGAAGAGGAGGAGGCCAAGAAGAAAGAGACCUCCCCUGCCCCCAAAACGACAAAGGAGGCCGCAGGAGGAGAUGAAGAGGAGGAAGAUGAAGAGGAGGAGGAUGGCUCAGAAGAGGAGGCACCCUCUGGAGAAGACUAGAAGAUGGUACAUGUUUGAAGCCCAUCCUCCAUGUCUCUCUCUCUCUCUCUCUCCCUCUCUCCUUCUCUUCUCUAUGUUUUGUUUUGGUUUUUUGUUAUUGUUUUCCUCCUGGUGGCCUGGCUCAAUGGUUUGGACUUGGUGUGCUUUUUCUUGUUUGCCCCGUCCCCUUACCCCCCCGUCCCCUCAACUCGGACAUUGUGCUCAUGUGAUCAUUAAAGAGGAGAUUUACUGUCGAAAUUCAGCCCCACCCUCCUUUUUUUCCGCAUUUCAGUGUAAAUCUGAGAUUUUAUUUUACCUUUCCAAGAGCUGCAUCCUUGUUAGCAUCCGUCCUGAGUAUGAACUUGCAAGUUCACCAGUGUGGGUUUGUUUUUUCUUCUUUUUUCCCCCCUUUUACAUGGAUCAUCAGUGAUCUGGCAUGACUGGCCACACUACUUUUUCCUUCUUGACUUUUCAGAAUACUGGGAGUAUUUUUCAGAGCUCCUCAUUGUCAACAACUAAAGCGCUGUAUUUACAAAGCCAACACACACGGGGCUGAAGCUUUUCCUCUCUCUUCUCUGGUACUUGUGCUUUUAAACCAGGAGAAUGUUUUAACAGGACGACUUCAGUUAUUUGUUAGCCUUUUACUUUUUUUUCUUUUUUUUUUUUUAAACAAAAAAAAAACAAAGGAAAAAAAAAAAAACUUUUAAAGCUGUUCUUUCAGUCACAGCAGCAAUUUUUGAUUUUAUCUAAAUAUCACCCGCCUCUUUCAGAUGAUUCCAUGCCGUGAACUCUUGUGUGGCUGCUGUGUGGGGAAGUGAAGCGCAUUAUUUUGAUAAGUAUUCCACUUGUAGCGGCUGCUUGUUAGAUCAAACAGCCUGAGGUGUGUUAGUGUCAGAGUGGUGGGUCGCUGCUGCCACUAUCACACCAUAUCACGCUAACAACACGUGUGUGUGUGUUCUUUUUAUGUACUUGUUUAAAUCUGUAUGCCUGUGGGUUACUUCCUGUAAGAGGGUGUGGCUUUGCUCCUCUCUCAGUCCAUUGGCUGCCUCUGUGAAACGGUUUUUGUUGUUAUAUGUUAGGCUUUCUAAUCAUACACCAUGCUGCGUGAAGCAACCCACACCUUCUCACCACACACUAACCUCCCCCUCCCUGCAUGGCUCCGGCAUCCUCUCAUUCAACCUGUUGUGCCAGGCAACCCCAUAUCUUUUUUUUUUUUUUUUUU
Molecule: messenger RNA, 2389 nt
Organism: Solea solea (common sole)
Lineage: Eukaryota; Metazoa; Chordata; Actinopteri; Pleuronectiformes; Soleidae
Gene: nucks1a
Product: nuclear casein kinase and cyclin-dependent kinase substrate 1a
Exons: 8
Coding region: 268-1188 (306 amino acids)
Biological process (GO): interstrand cross-link repair; double-strand break repair via homologous recombination
Cellular component (GO): cytoplasm
Molecular function (GO): single-stranded DNA binding; double-stranded DNA binding
Source: RefSeq, a predicted model, not a curated record